GUGAGUAAAUAACGGCUGCUGUCAUUCUGUUGACUCAGUUUGGGAUUUCUUCUCUUCGUAAUUUAGAAAUGUGUGCAUGUUGCCUAAUGACUGGCAGAGCGUUGAGUGCACAAGAGUUUCCUUGCUGACUGUCAUCGAGUGGAAACGUCUGUCGAGUCGCUGAAGGUGCAGGAACUCUCUGGAUGGGGACUGCUGAACAAGUGAAGAGCAGGAGGUGGCGGCAGGUCAUGUGAUUGAAGGAGAGGAAGUGAACGCUCACAAUGCUUUCUACUCACACAAGUGAAACCGGGCCGGACCCAAAGGAAGUGAAACAGUGGAUAAAGAAGAAGUUGGCUCUUUCACUUAAAGCUCUACAGAAACACUACGUGACCUCUGACACUGUUGUGACAAGUGAUGACAGCGAUGCAAAUGCUUUGUGCUGUGCCUUAGAAGCAGUUUUCAUUCACGGAAUAAAAAAUAAGUACAUUAAAUUUGAAAACAAUGGAAGAGGGAAGAAAGGCUUCAGAGGUCCUCUGCCUCAACCUGGCUUUUGGGUUUUAUUAAAAACUAUUACUCACCGGGAUGUAAUUACUGAGCUGGAGCACUUGAACUUCAUCAACACCGACGUUGGCCGUUGCCGAGCUUGGGUGAGGUUGGCCCUGAACGAUGGUCUCAUGGAGUGCUACCUGGUGUCUUUGAUCCGCGAGCGGUCAAAACUCCUGGGAUAUUACCAGCCAUCAGCCCUGCUGCUCGACGCCGAGGAGCGUGAAGUUCUCCUGAGUUACCUACAAGGCUUGACGUCGCUCUCCUUCCAGUUGUCUUACAAGUCGGCAGUUCUGAACGAAUGGACCGUUACGCCGUUGGUCCUGGCCGGUCUCUGCUCUUGCUCGGAUCCUCUAGACCUUCCAGUUUCGACAGAAUCUGAACACAAAGCAAAAGACAGCUGGGACUCCGUGUUACAGUCUUCAGACUCUGACAUAAUUGAAGUCCACCAUAAUUCAGGCUCCAGUUCAUCACACGGCAAGAAUCUGGUUAAAAAUAAGUUGACCUCUUCCACGCUAAGCCUGGACACUACCAGCUCCUCACAGCUUUCGUCGAGUUUGAGUUCAGACAGCCUUUUGCAGGUCAGCAGCACCAAAAGCCCAGAUAAGUCUUCUGAAGAGCCCUGGUCAUGUGAUUCGGACAAAUUUGAUCAGAGGUACGAAUUCUGUGAGAACUCUCAGAAUUCCCUGAAGGGUUCAGUGGAUCUGUUGAACCAGGGACAGGACAUCCCGGCUGAGGUGGUGCCAGAGUAUGAUAAAGAGUACCUGCAGUCCUCGCUGGCUGCUGAAGACCAUGGAGUGGAUGACAUUUUACCUUUCAAAGUUUCAUUUGGCAGUGUGGAUGAACUAAACGCCACUGUUGAUGAACCCGCAGUAAAAGUGGCACCGGAAGAAACAAAAAUUCUAGAGUUAAACCAAGAAAAGCACGAGUGUGUCAAGGCUCCCUCUUCUGUCAAUGUAGUAGCCAGCAGGCCGGAAAUCCGCAACACGCCACAGCUGUCCCUAAGAAGGGCGAGCUCCUCGGACGGCUCUUUACCUGUCAGCUCAAGUCUUCCAAAAAGCAGAAGCUGGAUUUCUGAAGAUGAUAUCUAUAAACCUUCUCCUGAGGAGAAAACCACUGAGAAGCUGGCAGUGCUCAGUAGUAGCAGCAGCAAUGAAGGAAGUGAAGGAGUGCCCCUAAAUUUGGAUCCUGCACGUGGCAGCAGCAGCAGUGCCAACAGUAAACUAGCCACAUCUCCAGAGCCCAAGCUCUUUAGGGUUGUUCACCGCCGGCAGAUUGGACUGUCCAAUCCAUUCCGUGGACUCCUUAAGCUUGGCAAUUUAGAGCGGAGAGGGGCGGUGGGAAUCUGGAAGGAGUUUUACUGCGAGCUGUCGCCAUUCGAGUUCCGUCUAUACCUGAACGACGACGAGCGGACUUGUGCGGAAAACUGCUCGCUUUUACGGUGCGAGUCAGUGGUGCUGGCCGGCAAUGAUGGCCGCUUUGAGGUCGCCUUCUCCAGUAAGAGGCUGUACCUGCGGGCCCCCUCUAAAGACGAGGCCGAAGACUGGGUGGAUCGUCUAAAGGAGGCUUUCUUGAAGUGUCGUCCUCAGCAGCAGGAGGAGCACUGGGAGAUCCUUACAGUCCCAGCUUCCAGUAAACCUCUCGGCAGUGCAGAAAAUGGCCUGCCAUCUUCUCAUCAGCCAAGCUGUACACAAGAAGUUAAGCCAGAGCUUGUCUUGGACUGGACGCGCCACACCCAACCGGAGCAGGAUGCCAUCAAGGAGUCUGUCCUGUACAUCUUCAGAGAUAACACAUGGCUCCCCUUUGUGUUUUCCUUGUCUUUGGAAGCUUUGAAAUGUUUUAAACUCACAGAGCAGAAAAAACAUCUACAGGAGAAGUACCUGAUUGAGAAAAUCCGAGAUGUCGUGCCAGACAUGUCCCUUGGCGGGCCGUCGUUUUUUAAAAUUUUAACUUCAAAGGCCACCUUAAAGUUGCAAGCGGAGAACCAGCGGGAGGCAAAGUCUUGGCGGGAGCUGAUCCGGGGCACGAUAACCGCGUACCUGGAAACGGCUGAGGAUGCCCUGUCACCAGGGGGAGGAGAUGGGAAUCUGCACAGGCUUGUCCAGUACAGCCUGAAGGAGAACAGCGCCUUCCUGCAGCAUCUCGACAGCGUCCCAGUGCAGAGGGGUCUGGACGCACAGAAUUUCAAGUGUGCCGGCUGCCCCCGACAGGUUGGGAUUUCAUUUGGAAUAUCAAAGCUGUGCGAGUUCUCUGGGCAGUACUACUGUGACUCGUGCCACCAGGAUGACGAGGCCAUCAUACCUUCGAGAGUCAUUCACAACUGGGACCUGCAGAAGAGAGUGGUGUCUAGACAAGCUGUGGAGUUCUUUGCCCAAAUUCAGUUCGAACCCUUGAUAAACAUCGAGAAUGUGAACCCCAGCUUGUAUGACCACACCGAGCAGCUGGCCAGUAUCUACGAGAGCCGCCAGAAGCUGAAGUUGCUGGGAGACUACCUGAUGACUUGUCGAAGCGGCGCCAUGAAGAAGAUGCAGGCCAAGAUGGAAAAGAGGACCUACUUGCUGGAAUCUGCUCACCUGUACAGCAUUGCCGACCUUGAAGAGGUGGCAGAAGGCCAGUAUGAAGUCUUUCUCCAGUCUCUUAUUCAGACAGCUUCCAAUCACGUGUAUGGAUGUGAUCUCUGUUUCCAAAGAGGAUUCAUCUGCCAGAUGUGCAACCACAGCGACAUCAUCUUCCCAUUUGAGUUUGAAGCCACCACCCGGUGUAAGGACUGCAAGGCCGUUUUCCACUCCUCUUGCAAAACGCCAUCCACCCCGUGUCCCCGCUGCCUGCGGCGGCUGAGGUACCUGGAGCGGGAGCUACAAGACUAGAGGGCAGGGGGACCGGACCACCUUUUAUCAAACAUGAGGACCGCUUCAAGCCUUGUGUCGCAGCAAACUGGACUGUCACAGAUAUCAGGAAGCCAAACUCCUCACACGUGGGGUUGGCACUGAGAGGCCCAGCUGUGCUGUGCGAUUCAUCUGGACGGCCAUUUUUUAUUUUUUUUGCUCUGGACUGGAGAGCUGACGUGACUGUGUUGGAUUUCUGAGUAGCACUUUGCAUUGAGACUGACUGACUCAUGUUGGGGCGGAGGACGGACUGAGACGCCAUCUCUGCUCUUCUUUGCCCCCUCUACCCCCUAUUACUGUUUGAUAAUCGUUACGCACCACAGCUCCGCAAAUUCUGUCUCCCCCUCAGCCAUUCCCCCAAGUCAAGUCACAUUUGAAUCGUCAUUCAAGCAGGAAAUCCAAAAUGCAGCGGGCAGGCGGUCACAACUUUCAUGCAGAGCUACAAUAUCCGGAGUUUUGUUUCUCUUUUGUUUAUUCCCACAUUUCUAUUUAUACCAGUUGUAGACCAUCGGGAGUAAAUCAGAGCGUCGGAACUCGAACUGUGGCUGCAGGAGCCUGAUGAGCAGCUUGUUCUGCACAUUUUGGUCUUGCGCGUCAGUUUACGGAGCGUUGCUCUGCUCUGGGGUCUGCCACCAUUUCACUUCGCUGUGUCUGUGUAGCAGUCGCCUUCAUCUCACACAUUAAGAACCUUCUUGAAAUUUCCUCACACCAUGAAGUUUCUCCAUAAGGUGCCAAACACAAACUUGGGAACCUUUCUUUGCUUCCCGAGCAGAGACUGUUGGACGACUUGAGCUUCUUUGUUUUUUUUGCCACGAUUCAUUAAAUCAUUUAACCCGACCUCUCAUGCCAAGAUCACAUUUGGUGCUAAAUGAAGAGAAAACUUUUGCCUUUCGCCACCUUAGGAGAGAUGAAGUCUUCCAUUCCGGCAUGCGGCUGUUCGUCAGUCCACUUUCUGCAUUCCCGGCCGGAAACGGCAAAAUGAAGACGUUUACUCGAACUGAUUUUAAUGUUCAAAUUUUUUUUUUGUUUUUUAAAUUAUCUUUAUGUACAUGAAGAUCACAACACGUGGCCUCGCUGUACCAUACAAAUAGUUUCUCUCGCACACUCAGGAGCACUCGGGCGUGAAGACGUCAGAAAAAUAUUUAUUUAGACUUUUGUGGGAGCCAUUUACGGUGCCUUGACUUGUUUAUAUGGACAUAUAUAUAUUUUUUUUUAUUAAUAGUGAAAUGCAUUUCCUGAUAAUAUAAAUGUUUAGCAUGUAAAUCUCUUAUCUGAUGUGCCAAAAAGAGUACCGGAGCUGUACGUGCGCAGAUUUACCUUUAACGAUGAAAACGUCGAAAGGCUGUUGGCCUACUGGACUUGAAAUUCUCCUGCAUGUGUGAGUGUGUGUGAGUGUGUCAGGAUCCAGGUGGGCCACUCCAGGCCCUUCGGUGGUCACUGAGCCAAAUUUAUAGUCGUCGUCUCGUUGUUUGUAAUUGUCCACCUCAUUUCCAGCGGCUUCAGACUUAGGGGGGUCUCGACUUGCUUGUGAAGGGUCACUGCACUGUCCUGUUGGAGUUCUUUUCUGCUGCACUUGUUUGUCUCCGACCGUUCAGUACGCAUGUUGUGAGAAGAUCGGUGUGACGUCUAAUCGGUGCACGGCUGUCCCUGUGUCUGUUGUGUUCGAGUGUGUGUUUGUGUGUGUGUGUCUGUUUUUUUUUUUUUUUUUUUAAAGAGUUUUACAUUUAUGGUCUACACAAAUAAACUUUCUAUUGUCUUCUACA
Messenger RNA from Erpetoichthys calabaricus (reedfish), 5170 nucleotides. It is a transcript of the gene plekhm1, whose product is annotated as pleckstrin homology domain containing, family M (with RUN domain) member 1. Lineage: Eukaryota; Metazoa; Chordata; Cladistia; Polypteriformes; Polypteridae. The record is from RefSeq and is a predicted model, not a curated record. The transcript is spliced from 12 exons. The coding region runs from base 261 to 3389 and encodes 1042 amino acids.